AUGGAGUACAGAGUAAUCGUGGGACAAGAAGAUGUGGUGGCUACAGGGCCAGACGGAGAAACGUAUAAGACGGCUGUACUGGUACAGGGCCAAGCUCACAUCAAAUCCAGAAACGGCACUACGGAGUACCACGUACAUUUCGAACAGUCCAGCAACAAGAUACAGAUUAAAAAAGUUCUUACAGAUAGUCUGAUGUCUUCAUCAGACUAUCUCAACCUGUCUCUCGCCGGCGUCGAAGAUGGCCAGGGCUAUGCAGAUAGAGGGACAUUCGACGUGGAAGGCUCGGCCAUGCCACUUCGCUGCAGCGUAGACACUCGAACCUUCGGAUGUCCGCUUGCUAUCGAGUCAGGAGGGGAAGAAAUUGCUGUUGCAAAGAAAUGCAACAUGUUUGGCGGCUCUUAUGAUCUACAAUUCUUGAAAGCAGUGUCUCCUGAGGAGCCCAUGUCUGUCCAGACAAAGCCGGAUUAUGGAGAGACACCGAAGGAGCACUAUGCGAUAGUCCGCGAGGAGGCAGUGUUAAUAGCACUGGCCUUUGCAUGGCGUGAUGUACUAUCGCACAUGAAAUAG
Messenger RNA from Akanthomyces muscarius, 567 nucleotides. RefSeq lists its product as uncharacterized. Bases 1 to 567 code for a protein of 188 amino acids. The record is from RefSeq and is a predicted model, not a curated record. Lineage: Eukaryota; Fungi; Ascomycota; Sordariomycetes; Hypocreales; Cordycipitaceae. The transcript has a single exon.